AUGAAUUCAGCAGCAGGAGGGGCGCAGCGCACCACCAUGAAACUGAAGGACUAUUUUGCAAGAAUUUCUUACAAGGGUCCUCUGCAACCCCUGGAUUUGAAAACCUUGACGGCAGUUUUGCAGCGCCACAUCCGAUCAGUGCCAUUUGAAAAUCUCAACAUACACUGUGGGGAAACCAUCGAGUUUGGCUUGGAAGCCGUCUACAAGAAGAUUGUGAAGUACCACCGGGGCGGGUGGUGUCUCGAGAACAACCUCCUUUUCUCAUGGGUCCUUCAGACCAUGGGCUAUGAUGUCACCCUUCUGGGGUCUCAUGUUUAUGUCCCUCAGGAAAACAAAUAUGAUGAUGGCAUGAAUCACCUCCUAUUAAAAGUGGUCAUUGAUGGGAAAGCCUACGUUGUCGAUGUAGGCUUUGGCAUAGCCUUCCAGAUGUGGCAACCAGUGGAACUGGUUUCGGGGAAGGAGCAAACUCAGAAGCCCGGCACCUUCCGCAUCACCGAGGACAACGGGAUGUGGUACUUCGACAAACUAAAGCGCAAAGUGUACAGUUCUGAUUUUGAAAACAAAUCUCUCUACUUUGAUGGCCCAGAAGACUUGACUUGCAAGAAAAUUUUCGCGUUUACCCUGAAGCCCCGAUCGAUAGAGGAGUUCCGGGAGCAGAAUACGAUCCUCCAAACGGCCCCCGACUCGUUGUUUGUUAAGAAGUCGAUCUGUAGUUUGCAGACUACCACCGGCUUUCAGGUUUUGAUUGGCUGGACGCUCACAGAAGCCAAAUACGAUUACAAGGACAACAUGGAUCUGAUAGAGAGGACCACCCUUACUGACGAAGAAGUGGAGAAAACACUGAAGGAGCGCUUCAACAUAAGACUGAAGAAGAAGCUUGUCCCCCGUAAUGAAAGUUUGAUUCCUGCUUCUUAA
Euleptes europaea (tarantolino) is the source of this 915-nucleotide messenger RNA. Its product is annotated as arylamine N-acetyltransferase, pineal gland isozyme NAT-3-like. The record is from RefSeq and is a predicted model, not a curated record. Lineage: Eukaryota; Metazoa; Chordata; Lepidosauria; Squamata; Sphaerodactylidae. The coding region runs from base 1 to 915 and encodes 304 amino acids. Gene Ontology annotation, molecular function: acetyltransferase activity. The transcript is spliced from 2 exons.